Onthophagus taurus is the source of this 2829-nucleotide messenger RNA. Its product is annotated as calpain-7. NCBI's taxonomy places the organism in Eukaryota, Metazoa, Arthropoda, Insecta, Coleoptera, Scarabaeidae. The record is from RefSeq and is a predicted model, not a curated record. Gene Ontology annotation, molecular function: calcium-dependent cysteine-type endopeptidase activity. Gene Ontology annotation, biological process: proteolysis.
AAUCUGACAGAUGACAGAUAGUAUGUUUACUAACCUUUCUUAAAUUGUGUUUACCCUCGCUUUUUAAAACUUUACCUUCCGCUUAAAUUUUAAUUAAUUAAUUAAUAAAUAAUUACUUAUUUAUCUUUUUUUAAAACAAACUAAGUAAAAGUGAUGACAUGACCAUGAACCUACGAAAAACUUAACCUCUAAAUGAGUCAACAACGUAUUUCUUUUCUCUACGCAAUGAUUCAUAGUUAUUUUUACUUGAUUAAUGAUAAAGCGUAGUCCUAUAAGAUUAAAUUUAGUUAUCUGAUAAGAUGUGUAGUCCAAGCCAAUAUUUUGAGGAUGCCAUAGCGUAUGCUAGAAGAGCUGUAGAAUUUGAUCAAAAUGGGCAAGUAGAGCCUGCGAUUUAUUUUUAUAGAGUAUCCGCGAAAUUAUUAGAAAACGCUGCUGACGAGUGCGAAGAGAGAAAAGAAACUUAUUUAUUAAAAUCAGAAGAGUACAAAAACAGGGCUUUAACACUCGAAGAAAUGAAAAAGAAUCAAGCUGAGGAUUGCAGCGAUGAAGUUAAACAACUUCAAAAAAGGUACAAAUUCUUAGUGCAACAAGCUUUAGAUGCGGAUUCGGCAGGUUUAAAGGAUACGGCAGUGAAUUUAUAUACAAACGCAGUGGAAUGUGUGACGAAACAUCCGGAGUUAAUGAAAGAUUUUAAGGAUUUAACUUUGAAAUGUUUGGAAAGAGCCGAGGAAUUAAAAGGUAUUAAAAGGGAAAGUCCCACAACAUCAAAACAACAAGAUGAAAGUCCAAAUGAUUCCAAAAUUUAUACACAAAGCAAUCAAAAGUCUUUAUACAGAAGUACAUCAAUUAAUUUAAAAGUUAGUGGUGGAUCUGAAAGUUACACUGACGAAGAAAAACGAGUUUUAUUUCAUACAUCAAAAAUAAACAACAACGAAUUCGUACCUUUCAUGUACAUAGAUUUAUCAGAAAAAUUUCAAUUUGCUAUUCCAUUCACAGAUAAAGACGGAUUUCUUGCACUUUCACCAAAACAAAGACGAGAUUUGCAUAAAUGGGUUCGACCCGAUGAAAUAUCUAAAGAACCCACGAUAUUAUUUGGUGAUUUUCCCAGUUAUUUCAGCAUCAAACAAACUAUAGUAUCAGAUUGUUCAUUCGUUGCCAGUUUGGCUGUUAGUGCUUCUUAUGAAAGAAGAUUUGGAAAGAAAUUGGUCACUGCUAUUAUUUAUCCACGAUCUAAAGAUAAAAAACCACUCUACAAUCCUUUUGGUAAAUAUAUGAUUAAAAUGCACAUAAAUGGGAUUACAAGAAAAGUUAUUAUUGAUGAUUAUUUACCAAUUAGUAAAUAUGGACAAUUGUUGUGUUCUUAUUCAAGUAAUAAAAAUGAAUUUUGGGUUUCUUUAUUAGAAAAAGCUUAUAUGAAAGUUAUGGGUGGUUAUGAUUUUCCAGGAAGUAAUAGUAAUAUAGAUCUUCAUGCUUUAACUGGUUGGAUACCAGAACGUGUUGGAAUUCGUAACAAAGAUCCUGAUUUCAACAAAACCAGUCUUUUCAACACCCUCGAAACGAGACUUUCAAAAGGAGAUGUUUUAGUUUCUGUAGCUACCGGAGAAUUAUCAGAUGCAGAAGCUGAAAGAACGGGUUUAGUGGCAACUCAUGCUUAUGCUGUAUUGGAUGCAAGGACUAUUGAUGAUGUCAGAUUGUUACAAUUAAAAAAUCCUUGGUCCCAUUUGAGAUGGAAAGGAAACUAUUCCGAAUUAGAUAUAAGACACUGGACGCCACAAUUACAAAAAACCUUAAAUUACGAUCCAAAUAGUGCUGCUGCUUUUGAUAAUGGGGUAUUUUGGAUUGAUUUUGAUAGCAUUUGUGCGUUUUUUGAUGUUUUUUAUAUGAAUUGGAACCCAGAAUUAUUUAAAUAUACUUAUUGUAUACACGAAUCUUGGAAUGCAGGUAGAGGUCCAAUAAAAGAUCUUUACACAAUUGGACAAAACCCGCAAUACACUUUAGAAGUAAAUCCGGAUACUCAAGGUGCCGUUUGGGUUUUAUUAACACGUCAUAUAACGGAUAUAGAAGAUUUCCGCGAAAAUCGUGAAUACAUAACACUUUUAGUGUACAAAGGAAACGGAAAAAGGGUUUAUUAUCCCCAUGAUCCGCCCCCUUACAUCGACGGUGUUCGAAUAAAUAGCCCUCAUUAUUUAUGUAAAAUAAUUCUUGGUCCUGGGAGUGGAACAAAAUACACACUUGUCGUAUCGCAAUAUGAAAAGAGUACCACAAUUUACUAUACUUUAAGAGCUUAUGCGACGUGUCCGUUUACGUUAAAUAAAAUUGGCGAUCCAUAUCGAUUUGAAAAAACCGUUUCUGGGGAAUGGAAUGGAUUAAGUGCGGGAGGUUGUGGAAAUCAUGCAACUUAUAAAAAUAACCCGAAAUUUCGAGUCGAUUUAGAUUCUUCUACGAAUAAUAAUAGUUUAUUUAUUGAAUUGAAAGGUCCAAAACAAUUCCCAGUGGGAUUCGAUGUCACAAUUGUUAAUGUUAGUGAUGAAGAUGUAACUGCACCUUUUAAAACUGUUUCUUCAGGAGUUUAUAGACAAGGUUACGUGGUUUUAUCACUUGAAAAUAUCCCUAGAGGAUCUUUAAGUAUUACUCCGUCCACUUUCUUACCAAAUCAGGAAGCACCAUUUAUUUUAUCUGUGAAAUGUUCUGGAUCUAUUAAUAUUACAAGAGAAAGAUAAAAGAUAGUUUUAUUUUUAGUCAGAUUAUUGUAAUUGUAAUGAUUAAGAGUAAUUUAUAUUUGUAUUUAAUAAUUGAAAAUAAAAUUUAUUGUUAUUGCAUUUUAAUAAA